Molecule: messenger RNA, 3548 nt
Organism: Aedes aegypti (yellow fever mosquito)
Lineage: Eukaryota; Metazoa; Arthropoda; Insecta; Diptera; Culicidae
Gene: cdm
Product: importin-13
Exons: 8
Coding region: 254-3220 (988 amino acids)
Biological process (GO): protein import into nucleus
Cellular component (GO): nuclear membrane; cytoplasm
Molecular function (GO): small GTPase binding
Source: RefSeq, a predicted model, not a curated record
AAAAAGAAAAAAAAUAAAGCAAAUUUUAUCGUGCGUGUUUCUUGCGUGGAUUCCUUUUUCUAUUUUUGUUCGCAAAUUUGUUGGUUGAAAUUGGUUCGGAAUCAGCUGUGAGUGAAAUGAUUAACAAGUAGAUCGAAGUGAUUUUGUGUAGAAAGUGAACAGGUUUCGGUGAGAGGCAGUAAUCUCCAAGAAACCAAGCAAAAGUGCUUCUCCGGACGAGUUUUUCCUCCCAUCAAAGAAAACAAUAACCAAAAUGGAUGUACGCACAAUCGAAGAGGCGGUUCUCGCCUUUUACAGAAGCGGAACGCGCCAACAGGAAGACACCCACCAGUGGCUGCAGCAGAUCCAGGAAAGCCCCCACGCCUGGUCCUUCUGCUGGGAACUGAUGCAGCUGAACAAACCUUCCGAGAUUCAGUUCUUCGGGGCCAUCACUCUGCACUCCAAGCUGACCAAACACUGGGCCGAAGUUCCCAAGGAGGCCCACAACGAGUUCAAACAGAAGCUGCUCGAGAGCAUAGUGCUCUUCGGGAAUGGGCCCAAAAUUGUGCUCAGCCAGUUGUGCAUUUCGAUGAGCGUUUUUAUUGUACAUAUGCUGGAACAUCCGACCGUGAUUGAGGAGGUCACCGGAAUGUUCCUAAACGAACAGCUUGGAACCUUAUCCAAGAACACACAGCUAGAAAUUCUAAUGUCCGUACUCGAGGGCAUUCCGGACGAGGCGGAAUCGGUUCAUACGCGCAUCCCGCGCUCAAUGGUGCGUGAAGAGUUGAACAAGAAGGCGGAAUUUGCUACCGGAACGGUUAUUAACUAUCUCAGCGAAAAACUGAACAGUGGACGAAUCGAGGAAAGUGAAACCAGCGCCCUGAUUAAUGCCACGAAAAGUCUGGCAACGUGGCUCAAGUAUGGUAAUAUCCGCCUGGACGGCUGCGAAACGAUGGUGCAGGUUCUGCUGAAACUGAUUCACUACUGCUACUGGAAGGAACCCAAAGAUGACGGAUGCCUUUCGCAAGAAGACAGCGACCUGGCAGAGACGGCUGUAAAAGCAUUGGUGAAAAUUAUGAACUCCCAACACAACAAUGGUUACAAGUAUUCCGCGACUGUCGUACGGUUUAUACGCCUCUUCCUGGACGUCCUGAGUCCGAUAUUGGACGCGGAGUGGAAGGAGAACAACGAUAACGAGAAUCUAGCUUUUAUAAUCUACACACUGUUCCUGUCGACCUUGGAGUGCUACUCGUCUGUCAUUUUCGCCGGUAUACUCUCCGACGACGAAGAGCUGGUGAAAGUUUACGGCCGAACCGUAGAUCUGAUUGUGAAAUGUACGGACAAGCCGGGAACUUACCCGGUGGACGAGUCCUGCAGUACGCUUGCCAUGGAGUUUUGGUACAUGCUGCAAGACGAGGUGCUCUCGAUGCCAAAUGAUGAGAAGAAAGUAAAACGAUGGGAGGCUAUCAAACCAGUAUACGUUCAUAUAGUUAAAGUUUUAAUUAAAAAGAGCCAGCUGCCAAAUGAGAAAGCAUUGCACAAAUGGAACUCCGAUGAUCUGGAAACGUUUAGGUGCUACCGACAGGAUAUCGGAGAUACGUUGCUGUCAUGCCACGAUGUGCUGAAUGAUUUGAUGCUGGAUGUUCUAUCCGAAGCACUGGACGAAUCCAUAGCGUAUCUCAAUUUUGAUCCGCAGAAUACCGACAACUGGCCCUUGCUAGAGGCGACCAUCCAUGCCUAUUGUUCAAUUGCGCAGAAAAUAGAAUAUGCCGAGUAUCCGCAAAUAGUUAAACUGCUCAAAGUAUUAAAUGAAAUUCCUUAUGAGAAAUACAGUGAUAAAUUGCUUGGGAUGGCUCUGGAAACGGCAGGAGCGUACAGUGAUUGGAUCAGCGAUAACCCCAAAUAUCUCCCAGCGGCUAUUGAGCUGCUCGUCCGAGGACUUAGCUCGACUCAAGCCUCCCAAGCCACUCUAGGUCUUAAAGAUCUCACAUCCGAGUGCCAGAAGGAAAUGGCUCCAUUUGCGGUACCCCUGCUGGAUGCUUGUCGGGGUGCUCUUCAGGGCAACCAUCUCAAGAACUCCGAAAUGAUCCGUCUAAUGUACACCGUGGGUAACAUCAUGAGUGUCAUCUCGUACGAAAACAUUCUACAAUAUCUCGACCUUAUGGUUUCGCCCUGCUUCGAAGAGCUCCAGAUGAGUGUGCAAAAUCAGGACACCAGCGAUGCCGCCAGAGGUCGCAUCAUCCUCCGAUUGGAAAUGAUUUCCAAACUGUUCUCAUCACUCAACACCAAAAAACCGGCCAACCAAGAGGAGGACAUUCCCAUUGCCCGAGCGCAGCCCACCCAACCGGAACCGGUGCAACCGAUUCUGCUGAUUUUGGAGAAGACCAUGGGUCUUUUGAAGACCCUGUGCACCAUGUGGCUGCACGACGAAAGCGUGGUGGAAACUCUGUGCAAAACCCUACAACAGGCGCUCACCAAUUUGAUGGAAGACAUCAAACCGUUACUGAACGACAUGUGCUGCCUGAUCUUGCUCAUCUUUGCCAACAAGUGUGCGCCAUCGGCCGUAGAGAUGGCCGGCAAUUUUAUUCUAAUCUUCUAUAACGAUCCCGAGAGCAAGGAGAGCAUGAAGCAACUUUUUACUGCUAUUAUGGAGUACAACUUUGGCCAAUUGAAGCAAUACGACGACCAGCAAAUGCUCUCCGAUGUGUCGGAUUUGAUAGAAACCUUCUUCCUGUUCAACACACGCAUUACCAAGAAAAUGUCCAAAUGCUACGGCGAAACACAGACAGACUGCACGCGACUUAUAGAAUAUGCUAUGAAAAGCAUGAUGUUACCAGAGACGGGGCCCAUCAAAAAAAGCGUUGGAUUUUUAUCGAUAUUCAUUAAAGAGUCUCGCAACUGUCCGCUUAUGAUGAGUGCUGUUGUGGCGCAGGGCGAAAAUAUUCUUAGCAAUACCUUCCUCUGUUUAGGUGGUUAUACUCCUCGGGCCCACGUGGACGUGUUUGCAGACAUAUUCCUUGCUCUCAAUUACAAAUACCCCAGCGAUUAUACCAGGUGGAUAAAGAUUCUAGAGAAGCCAAACUUCCCCACGCUAUUUGUGAGCCAAGCUGAUAAAGAGCUGUUCAUCAAAAAAGUACUCAAAGAAAAGGUGAACCGAAGGUUGGUGCAAGAACACGUCCGCAAGUUUGCCGCUCUCUGUCGGAACGCAGUCGAAUGGGAGAUAGAGUAUAGAACUAGUUAAUAAGUGUAAGUUAUUAAGUAUGGAGCAGCAGCAACAGCAAAAAAAGUAAUUGGCAGCCGCUGGGUUCUUUCGAAUGUGAUUUUAGAUUUUAGGUUUAGGACGUGAAGAUUGUGACGUCAAGAAAAAAGCUUAAGCAAUGUGUAUUAAUGCGUGUGUCGUCUGACGUAGUAGAUAUGUACCUUGUAGAUUGUGAAACGAAUUAUGCUUCGUUUCGGUGGAGCCCCACCCUCUUUCGAAGUCUCAAUCCUAGAAUAACAAUUGAUACGUAAUGAAAUUUCCUACGUCGAUAUGAAUGUACUCAGCGAAUAAUGAUUUUAUUUUACCAGUA